AUGACAACGAACCAUAGACCGACAUUAGAGAGCAAAAAAGGAAAAAACAUAACCAUACGAGAUUCAAUAGUGCAUGCUCGAUCUUUCCCACAACUGCAGAAUCUUAAAUUAAGGUCGGACAUACAAGCACAAACGUUAGACAAUGCCGUAAAGGAGUUGAAAGAAGAGACCAAAAGGGUUGAAGACAGUCGUGAUGAUGGUAGUAUAAAUGAUGCUGGUAAUGUGUUUGAUGAAGACGAAGGUGAAGUUGAUCGUCAGGUGGUACCAACACCGAAGGAGAAACAUCUAGGACAUAAACUUUCGAGUCACACGAAUAAGAGGAUACGAGAGGAUGAUAAAGACCAGCUCUCACUGACAGUUGGACAAGAUGAGAAUAUAACAAGCGAAUCUUGGAUGCAUAAAGAAGGAAAUUAUGAAGAACCAAUCUUGAAGAAGUCACGAGUGGAUGAUAAAGAAGCAGAUACUAGUGAAGUCGACGAUGAUGAUGAUGACGAUGACGAAGACACAGCUGCUUUAAUUGCCGAAAUAAACAAGAUCAAACAAGGCAAAACUUCACAAAGCUCAGAACAACCUUUGAAAACCCAAUAUACUAAUUUAGAUGACUUGUUAUCUCAACAAGAACCAUUCAAAAAGAAAACUGGAUGGAGAAAACUGACCAAGAAAUUCAAUGAAAAGAAACAGGACCAAAAUACCAACUUUACUACUGAUUCGCUAAAUUCACAGUUUCAUCAAGACUUUUUAUCAAAAUACAUUCGUUAA
Molecule: messenger RNA, 759 nt
Organism: Lodderomyces orthopsilosis Co 90-125
Lineage: Eukaryota; Fungi; Ascomycota; Pichiomycetes; Serinales; Debaryomycetaceae
Product: U2-type spliceosomal complex subunit
Exons: 1
Coding region: 1-759 (252 amino acids)
Biological process (GO): mRNA cis splicing, via spliceosome
Cellular component (GO): catalytic step 2 spliceosome
Molecular function (GO): RNA binding
Source: RefSeq, a predicted model, not a curated record